This is a messenger RNA of Acanthocheilonema viteae, 645 nucleotides long. The record is from the annotation of a GenBank genome assembly. Lineage: Eukaryota; Metazoa; Nematoda; Chromadorea; Rhabditida; Onchocercidae.
AUGUUCGCUUCUGUCAUUUCUAUCGUUUUCAACACCAUCCUUCUUGUACAGUUUUCAUCAAAUACCGAUGCUACAUUCGAUACUAAACAAAUCUAUCAAAAUCCACUUUCACACGGUUUUGGUGAAGAUAUAGAUUGGGUGAAAUGGGAAGAUGCGGUGGAAACGGCGAUGGAAGUGAACAAACCGAUAUUUCUAUUAAUACACAAAUCGUGGUGUCAUGCAUGCAAAGCACUGAAGAAAACAUUUCAACAAUCAAAUGCUCGGAAGGCUUUUAGAACGCUCUCCAAAUAUUUUAUAAUGGUGAAUACAGAAGAUGAUGAAGAACCGUAUGAAGAAGAAUAUAGACCGGAUGGAAAAUAUAUUCCACGUGUGCUUUUUUUAGAUAAAAAUGGUGAUUUAUUAUCACAAUUUAAGAAUAAGAAAGCAGAAUAUAAAAACUACGCAUAUUAUUAUUCCUCACCGGCGGAUAUUCUCAAUUCAAUGAAGGAUGUUAUGCGGCAUUAUAACAUUGAUGUUCCAGAAAUGAAGAAAGGUGCAAAAUUGAAACCAAACAAAUCGGUUGAUGAUAAAGAUGAAAAACCGGAAAGAGAUGAAACUACAAACGAACAUACAAAAAGCAAAAAGAGCAGCAAAUCCGAUUUGUAG